Molecule: messenger RNA, 594 nt
Organism: Aspergillus fischeri NRRL 181
Lineage: Eukaryota; Fungi; Ascomycota; Eurotiomycetes; Eurotiales; Aspergillaceae
Product: copper amine oxidase
Exons: 2
Coding region: 1-594 (197 amino acids)
Biological process (GO): amine metabolic process
Molecular function (GO): primary methylamine oxidase activity; quinone binding; copper ion binding
Source: RefSeq, a predicted model, not a curated record
AUGGUGGUCCCCUAUGGAUGUCCCGAACCACCUCACCAUCGGAAGCAGGCAUUCGACGUUGGUGAACACGGCAUGGGGCUGAUGGCUAACUCAUUUAGGCUGGGAUGCAAUUGCAAAGGUGCCAUCCAAUAUCUCGACGGGGGGAUAUCUGACCAGCAGGGCGCCCCGGUCGUUGUGAAGAAUGCUAUCUGCAUUCACGAGGAGGAUAAUGGGUUGCUUGUCAAAGAUACGGACUUCCGAGAUGCUCGCUCAAUCUCAGCACGGAGACUGAUCAUUUCUCAGAUUGUCACAGCCGCGAACUAUGACUACGGUUCCUAUCAUACAUUCACACUUGACGGUACCUACAAGCUAAGAGGUCAGACGGCAAAUCCAUAUGGGACGGAGGUAGCUCGCGGGGUCAUAGCUCAUAAUCAUCAACAUGUCUUCUCCUUGAGAAUCGAUCCUGAGAUUGAUGGGAUGAAAAUCGAAGUUCGCGAGUGCGAUGCUAUACCCCUUCAGUACACGGAUGACAGCAAGACCAACCCUUACGGCGACGGAUUCUUUUGCCAGCAGCGGGCAGUUGAAGGUGACCUUUUGUGCCUGGUCGAGGACUAA